CCGGAAUAUUACUACAACAGUAGGCCUAAAUCUGUAUCCUCUCUUCAAAGACUUGAUCAAUCUGUUUACUAUAGGAAACAAGUGGCAAUGUCAACGGCCCAAGUUUUAUUUCAACGAUUUUGGUUUGUGAGCUCGAUGGAAAAGUAUGGCAUUGCUGAGAUUGGAAUGGGAGCAUUAUACCUUGCUUCUAAAUUAGAAGAGUGCCCUCUACGAAUGCGAGAUGUUAUCAACGUCUACGACGUCCUCAUACAACAUGCACGUCACCAAUCCACUUCUCCAGAAGAGCCAUUCCAUUAUGAAGCCAUGUCCUAUUUUUCACAAACCUAUUACGAUAUGAAGGAUAUGCUGAUUGUGGCGGAGAUGCAGACGCCCGUUUAUGCCAUCUUCCCCGUACCUCCUAUAGUCUGUGCUGCCAUAUUCUUGACGAUCCGACACCUGCAAUUACCGCUCCCAUCAGAACCAACAAGCCCGAUUCGUUGGUGGGAGCUCUUUGACGCUUCUUUUGAUGACAUGUGGGUCAUCUCUGGUAUCAUCAUGAGAUUAUACCGAAAACGACCGCAAGUAGAUCAACAGAGGGUUGUCAACAUGCUGAGAAAGGAAGACGUCCGGAAAUGGCUCGAACACCACAAACAAUAA
Molecule: messenger RNA, 636 nt
Organism: Acaulospora colombiana
Lineage: Eukaryota; Fungi; Glomeromycota; Glomeromycetes; Diversisporales; Acaulosporaceae
Source: the annotation of a GenBank genome assembly